Molecule: messenger RNA, 1926 nt
Organism: Bombus impatiens (common eastern bumble bee)
Lineage: Eukaryota; Metazoa; Arthropoda; Insecta; Hymenoptera; Apidae
Gene: TyrRS-m
Product: tyrosine--tRNA ligase, mitochondrial
Exons: 3
Coding region: 196-1566 (456 amino acids)
Biological process (GO): tyrosyl-tRNA aminoacylation
Cellular component (GO): cytosol; mitochondrion
Molecular function (GO): tyrosine-tRNA ligase activity; ATP binding; RNA binding
Source: RefSeq, a predicted model, not a curated record
UCUAUUGCCAUCUGUCGAUGCAGAGCUAGAAACCAGAAAUGAAUUGUAAAGUUAUGUUUCUCAAUGUACAUUUAAUUUCAUCGAUUAAAUAAAAAUUUCAUAAUUAAAAAAGUUGUAAGAAAGAAUAAUUAUAUGGACUAUUCAUAUUGCAAUUAAAUUUUACAUAUUCUUGUAUAUAGACAGAGUUAAUUAAAGAUGAAUAACAUAUUAAGGUUACGUUGUAUCGCCAAGUGCUUUAAUACUCGUCAUUUUUCUGCAAAAUAUACAUUAGAUGUCGAAAACAGACAAUUUUUUGAAGAUAUUUUUCCUGAUAUUUUCAUUGAUAACAUAAAAAAGUUAUGGAAAAAUCCACCACAAUGUAUAUACGCUGGAUUCGAUCCCACUGCGGACAGUUUGCAUAUAGGAAAUUUGUUAGUUCUAAUAAAUCUUUUACAUUGGCAACGUUGUGGUCAUCAAGUGAUCAUCCUGUUAGGAGGUGCAACAGGCUCAAUCGGUGACCCAAGUUUUAGAAAAACAGAACGCGUUGAAAUAGAACAUCUUGUACUCCAGGAAAACAUAGAAUGUAUAAGAAAUGAUGUCAAAAAUAUUAUCAGGAAUCAUGCAAAAUAUUUUUGUAAAAACCAUCAACAUUUGAUUCCCAUAAAAAUAUUAAACAAUAUAGAAUGGUAUAAAGAUAUGAAUUUGAUUUCAUUUAUUAAGGACAUUGGAAAGUAUUUCAGAAUGGGUACAAUGCUUGGUCGUUCAUCUGUGCGAAGUAGAUUAGAAUCCACAACUGGAAUGAGUUUUACAGAAUUCAGUUACCCCCUUUUCCAAGCAUAUGAUUGGCUUUACUUACACAGUAAAUAUAACUGCUUGUUUCAAGUUGGAGGUCAAGAUCAAAUGGGAAAUAUAGUAUCUGGUUAUGAUUUAAUCACUAAAUAUACCAAAAAUCAAGUUUAUGGCUUAACGCUACCAUUAAUCACAGCCCAAGAUGGACUAAAAUUUGGAAAAUCUACAGGCAAUGUAGUUUGGCUCUCACCUACAAAAUCUUCUAGCUUUCAACUGUAUCAGUAUUUUAUUAGAAUAGAAGAUGCAGUUGUUGAAAAAUUCCUUUAUUUCUUCACAUUUUUAUCUGUAUAUAAUAUUAAACAGAUUGUACAAGAGCAUUUUAAAAGACCAGAACUGAGACUAGCACAAAAAAUUCUAGCUGAAAAAGUUACAAUAUUGGUUCAUGGAGAAGAAGGAUUACUUGCAGCAAAGAGGGCAUCUGCUGUUCUUUAUGAUAAUUCUAUUGAUUCUUUAGCAAAAAUGCAAGCGGAUGAUCUAGUACAGAUAUUAGAUGGUGCUACUGUAGUAGAACUUCUAUCUGAACCAGGUAUUAGUGUUUAUGACUUAGCUAUGAAAGCAAACUGUUUUAAAACAGAUCAUGAUGCAAGGAGAAUUAUAGCAGCUGGAGGUUUCUCCAUUAAUUAUCAAAAAAUUACGAAUUUAGCAGAACUCAUUGUACCUGGAAUACAUAUAUUAAGUAAUAAUAUAUCAUUACUUAGAGUAGGGAAAAAGACCUAUCAUGUUGUACGCUGGUUAUAAAAUAAACCAUUUAUGAUUAAAAUUUAUGUAACUUUAAUAAACGAUGUUGUCUACUGAUAUUAAAGUAGUAAUUUCCUUCUGAUUUUUAAAUAUAUAUAGUAAUCGUAAUUUUCUUGACAUUAUAAAAAAUAACAUGUUUAAUAAAAAAGUAUUUAUUUUUUAUAAUCUUGAGAUAUAACAAUUUAUUUAAUAAAAAAAUUUAAUAUACGAUUUUUUCUACAUCGUUAUAUUAAAGAAUCUUCUGACCGAAUAUAUUCUCCUACAUCAGCUUGAUGAAAACAUACUGUUGCCAUUGGGUCUGCAUAUUUACAAUCCAUUGUACUUUUAGCGGUGACACCAAAACCCUAAAAUAGUAAUUUU